Gasterosteus aculeatus aculeatus (three-spined stickleback) is the source of this 3151-nucleotide messenger RNA. It is a transcript of the gene abca3b, whose product is annotated as ATP-binding cassette, sub-family A (ABC1), member 3b. The record is from RefSeq and is a predicted model, not a curated record. Gene Ontology annotation, biological process: lipid transport; xenobiotic metabolic process; transmembrane transport. Gene Ontology annotation, molecular function: oxidoreductase activity, acting on paired donors, with incorporation or reduction of molecular oxygen, reduced flavin or flavoprotein as one donor, and incorporation of one atom of oxygen; ATP binding; ABC-type transporter activity. NCBI's taxonomy places the organism in Eukaryota, Metazoa, Chordata, Actinopteri, Perciformes, Gasterosteidae. Gene Ontology annotation, cellular component: intracellular membrane-bounded organelle; membrane; cytoplasm.
AGGAGGUGCGAGCCAAAGAGGCGGGUAGACAAUUGAUCACCCAGCUGCUUUAGUUAGACGUGUGCCCUGACAGCAGAACAGAUGUCUCUUUUUGGUGAUUUUGUUGUGUACCUUUGCUCGAGUACCAGCACUUUUUUAGGGGCUGUUGUUCUCCUGCUCGUCCUCUAUCUCGUAUCCAACAGUUUGACCCGCCGGGAACUCAGGAAGGUGCCUCCUGGUCCCAGUCCUCUACCGCUGCUUGGCAACCUUCUGCAGCUCGAUCUCAAGAGACCUUACGUCACCCUGUGUGAGCUUUCAAAGAAGCAUGGGUCCGUGUUUACGGUCUACCUUGGAACCAGCAGAGUGGUGGUCCUGGCGGGAUACAAAGCAGUCAAAGAAGCUUUGGUGAACCACAGAGAAGAGUUUGGAGACAGAGAUAUCUCCCCUAUCUUCUAUGAUUUGAAUCACGGCCAUGGAAUUCUGUUUGCUAACGGAGAAUCCUGGAAAGAGAUGCGCCGUUUUGCCCUCACCAACCUCAGAGACUUUGGAAUGGGAAAACAACUCUCAGAGCAUAAAAUCUUGGAAGAAUGCCAGUACCUGAUGGAAGUGUUUGAAAAGCACCAAGGGAAACCAUUCAAUACAGCAAGCCCGGUAAAUUAUGCCACAUCCAACAUAAUCUCUGCUAUCGUGUACGGCAGCAGGUUUGAAUACAACGAUCCCCAAUUCAUGAGCAUGGUGGAGAGAUCCAAUGAAUCCAUAAGCGUUGUGGGCUCCGUACAAAUCCAGCUUUACAACAUGUUUCCCAAGCUGGUCAGUUGGACAAAAAAACGGCAGCUUUUAUUAAAUAAUCUGACGAGGACUGUCAGAGAUGUCAAAGAACUAAUCUUGCAUCUGAAAGACACACUGCACCCUCAGUUCUGCAGAGGCCUCGUGGACUGUUUUCUCAUCCAGAUGCAGAAGGACGAAGAGGCUCGUGUUAACACUCACUACAAUGAGAAGAACUUGAUAUUUACAGUGACCAACCUGUUUUCAGCUGGCACUGAUACCACAGCGACUACUCUGAGAUGGAGUUUGCUGCUCAUGGCUAAAUAUCCACAUAUUCAAGACCAGGUCCAGGAGGAGCUGAGCAGGGUGGUGGGAAGCCGUCAGGUCCGAGUAGAGGACAGGAGGAACCUGCCGUACACUGAUGCUGUCAUCCAUGAGACACAGAGACUGGCCAACAUUGUCCCCCUUGCCAUUCCUCACAAAACCAGCCGAGACGUCACCUUCCAGGGCUUCUUCAUCAGUGCGGGGACCACUGUAAUUCCUCUUCUUACUUCUGUCCUUCGUGAUGAGAGUGAAUGGGAGAGCCCAAAUUCUUUUAACCCUUCCCACUUCCUGGAUACGGAAGGUAAAUUUAUCAGGAGAGACGCCUUCAUGCCCUUCUCAGCAGGUAGCAGGGCGUGUCCUGGAGAAAGUCUGGCCAGGAUGGAGCUCUUCCUCUUCUUCACUUCUCUCCUCCAGCGCUUCCGUUUCACUCCUCCACCUGGAGUUAAAGAGGAUGAUCUGGAUCUGACUCCAGCUGUGGGCUUCACCCUCACCCCUUCACCUCAUGAGCUGUGUGCCGUCAGUUGUGAGGGAAUUCAAAAUGAGAAGAUUAUUUAAUUAGUAAAUAACAAUAUACAGCUGCACAAAUCAAACUGUUAGAAAAGCUGUAUUCUACUUGAAUUCAUGAGGCAAAACAUCAAUGUGUUUAAAAGAAGUCACCACAUGGUAGAGAUUAUUGAUUCAUUAUAUAUAUAUUAUCUUUAUUAAUGUAUUGACUACUGUAUUUCCAUGCGCUGCAAGAACACUGAUUCUAAUUGGCUGCUGGGGCUCCAUUCAGCCCUGAUAAGGGGAAAAAAAUAGUAGUUGCAGUAAAAUCGUAGUUAGAGGGAUAUUAGCUAUUCAGAAAACUAUCCCUGCAGUGGUAAAGAAAUCUAAAAAAUAAAUAAUAUUAAAUAAACAAUUUAAAACUUUUAACCAGCCGAUUCUUUUGAUCACAUCAUGUGAUAGUGGUCAUUGUGUAGAUAUGGUCAAACUGUCUUUGGGUUCGGUGUGUUGUGUGUUUUGAAGCACUCCAGGCAUUUACGACGUGUCACAUGGUGGAAGAUUAUGACUUUCAGCCCCAGAUACCUUUCAAAAGCAGCUACAUUCCCUACUAGCUACAUACUUUGUGUUUGGGUGUGAAAUUCAGCGACCCUGUGUAGUUGUUCGGCAUAUCUUAAUUUAUAACUUCUAUAACUUCUCACUAUUCUUUGUCUGGGUGGAUAAAAUGUGCUUAGACAGAGAGAGAAACAGAUAUUGUCAUCCCUGUUGUUUGGUGUGUACAGAAGACAAUAUCUGAUCAUACGGGACGUUUCCUAGUUUUUAAACAGGCCCCACCGCCGCCGCUUCUAUUUCCAAUUCAUCAUCCGUUAUGGAGUCAUUACUUUGAAUCACUUAAAUUUGCUCCAUAAAGAGCAGAGGGCUUUCUCUUGUACUGCCAUAUAAUUUUUUUCUGGUUCUCUUGGUCUUUCUUGAAGGUUUCUUAGCUCGGUCUGCAGGUCUGUUUCCACACUUUUUGUAGUUAGCCUUCCACAAUCUUUAGGAUUGUGGCUGCAGUCGCUUUCUAAAAGAUAUAUGCAUGCAUGUAAAUACAAUUUAUAUUCGCUAAGAUGGAGAAAAUGAAACCAUUAGGAAUCACUAGACCUCAUCGGUGCUUUAGGUGGUUAAUCCCCCUAUGGGCUGUCAUAUUGUUGAGAAAUCUUUAAUGAAGAUAUACUUUUAAAUAUAAUGUUUGUUUUACUAAAACAUGUAAUCAACAACAAGAGUGUCUUAAACUAUCUGUAGGCACGUACUGCAACAAAGUUGUUUGAAUACUUCCCAAAUACUUAAAUACAUGCUUUUUGUGUGGGAGUGGUUACAUACACUUUUUGCAUAAAGUGAACUAUAAACCCAUUGGGCCCUGGGUAAAAUGUGUCUGCUCUGCAGGGGGGUGCUCUGCCACACUCUCACACCCCCAUUGUAAAACACGUUCUAAAAACAGUUAUGUGAAACGGCAUCCUUCCUACAUUGGUUUUGACCCUUUGCAUUAAAGGGUCACAGACAAUUGUUUGUUUCUGAUAACACGUAUGUGCCUGGUCAUCUUGUCUCUAACCAUUUAAUUGUUUUA